Closterium sp. NIES-67 is the source of this 497-nucleotide messenger RNA. NCBI's taxonomy places the organism in Eukaryota, Viridiplantae, Streptophyta, Zygnematophyceae, Desmidiales, Closteriaceae. The record is from the annotation of a GenBank genome assembly.
UCUUCUUGGGUGCCCUACCUGAGCAGAUGAAUUUGCAGAUGCCGCAGCAGAUGCCUCAGCAAGAGAACUCUGCGGAGGGAAUCAAUGCCUGCUGCAAUUUGCCAGUGGUAGCGGAUCAGAGGCCACUUUUCUGCCAUGCAGCACAGGGUGCAGUCUCUGCUGACACCAGCCAUAGACAUCAGCACUUACCUGCUGGGGAUGUUGCUGCUCACGCACCUCCUCCUCCCUCUGCUGAUGCGGCUCGCUUUCCUUCUGCUCCUUUUGCGUCCUCACAACCAUUGUGGUCCAGAACACUGCUCCUUCCUAUUCCACCAUCACCACUGCCACCUGCUGCUCCUCCCCCUGCUGGUGCUCCUCCCGAUGCUACUCCUGAUACUGUUUAGCUCAUUCUGAGCCAGGGCGACCGUGUAUCAUGGUGCCUAGCCGGCCCCGCUGGCCAUUCCAAGAAUCUUCUAGGGCGACUCCAGUGGGUCUCUCGAUAUAAGUGUUCAAAUUAU